AUGCCAACCAGUGGAGUUCAAGAACAUGGCAAACGCCGUGUUGCUUAUUAUUAUGACGCAAAUAUUGGUAAUUACUAUUAUGGGCAAGGACAUGUUAUGAAGCCACAUAGGAUUCGGAUGACGCAUCAUCUAUUAUUGAAUUAUGGAAUUUAUAGGAAUUUAGAAGUCUAUAGACCUCACCCAGCUACUUUUGAAGAAAUGACACGAUUUCAUGCUCAGGAUUAUAUAAUGUUUUUGCGAACUGCUGCACCGGACAACAUGAAGUCUUUUAGCAAACAAAUGUUGAGAUUUAAUGUGGGUGAGGAUUGUCCAGUUUUUGAUGGACUUUAUGAAUUUUGUCAGAUCUCUUGCGGAGGAUCUUUAGCUGCUGCAGUAAAAUUGAAUAAAAGGAAAGCUGAUAUAGCAAUUAACUGGAUGGGUGGCUUACACCACGCCAAAAAGAGUGAAGCGUCUGGAUUUUGCUAUUCAAAUGAUAUUGUGCUUGGGAUUCUUGAGUUGUUAAAGUAUCAUAAACGAGAUUUAGCUGUUAUUUACGAUAUUGAUGUUCAUCAUGGUGAUGGAGUUGAGGAAGCUUUUUACACAACUGAUCGUGUCAUGACGGUAUCGUUCCAUAAAUAUGGCGACUUUUUCCCAGGCACUGGAGAAUUGAAAGACAUUGGCGCUGGUAAAGGAAAGUAUUACUCAGUUAAUGUGCCUUUAAAGGAUGGGAUCACUGACGAUUCCUACCAAAGCAUCUUUGUUCCAGUUAUGUGGAGCCGACUCUCUGAACGGGGAUCGUUUAGGCACAUUCAAUAUGACACUCAGAGGUUAUCAUUGCCUAGAAUUUUCUGUCCGCUUUUUCUUAGUUUCAAAGUUUUUAUAGGUCAUGGUGCUUGCGCACAGUACUUCAGAGAUCGUCAUGUGCCACUGAUGAUGUUGGGUGGUGGCGGAUAUACGCCUCGUAAUGUUGCUCGUUGUUGGACAUACGAAACAUCGAUUGCUGUUAACAUGGAAGUUUCUGAUGACUUACCAUACAACGACUAUUUCGAAUAUUUUGGCCCUAAUUAUCGGUUGCAUAUUGAGCCUUCGAAUGCUAACAAUGAUAAUACUCCUGAUUUUCUUAGAAGAAUUCAGGAAGGUGUUAUGGAAAAUUUAAGACACGUUGCUGCUGCUCCAAGCGUUCAAAUGCAACCGAUACCAGAUGAUGCCUUAAAAUGUAUAAAUCAUGAGGAAGUUGCACGAGAUAAUGCUAAUCCAGAUGUUCGAUUACAUCAUUCUAUUACUGACGGUAUGGUGGCUGACCCUGGAGAAUUUUAUGAUGGUGAAAAUGAAGGUGAGGAUCGCCGUAAUGAGCAGUCAUACAAGCGUCCGGCUGCUGGAUAUGAAGAAAAUGGGGCAAAGAAACUAAAGAUUGAGGUAUGUUUUGGUCAUCAAGAGUCUAGAUAUUCGCAUUUUUUGUAG
Enterobius vermicularis (human pinworm) is the source of this 1440-nucleotide messenger RNA. The record is from the annotation of a GenBank genome assembly. Lineage: Eukaryota; Metazoa; Nematoda; Chromadorea; Rhabditida; Oxyuridae.